AAGUACAGAGUACAUCAGAGAGGUACCGCCAAAAAUGAUAGUGUCAACAAGUAUAUCUAAGUUAUCGAGAUAUCACAAGCCAGUGCUUUUGGCUGGCAAAAACUCGUAUAAAAAUGGAAAUACGUCCUACGUUAAGUUUAGUAACGCUAGAAGAAAAAGUCACACGAACGCCGGCACGGAAGUCAUCACGCUGUCUGAUGGCAAGCAGCUCAGCCUGUCUACAGGCAAAUAUGCACGUUUCGCUGAUGGUAGUGCAAUUGCGUCUUUGGGCGACACUUCCGUCAUGGUCACAGCAGUUUGCAAGCAUCAGUCGUCUAGCUCCUCGUUCCUUCCACUCGUCGUAGAUUAUAGACAGAAGGCAGCAGCGGCCGGUCGCAUACCGACAAAUUUCUUACGGAGAGAACUCGGACCGACUGAAAACGAGAUUCUCACGAGCAGAGUCAUUGAUCGGUCAAUACGGCCGUUAUUUCCAGAGGGAUUCCACUUCGACACACAGAUAAUGUGCAAUAUGUUAGCCGUCGAUGGUAUGAACGAUCCUGACGUGAUUGCCAUUAACGGCGCCUCCGCGGCUCUUAGUGUCUCCGAUAUACCGUGGAACGGUCCUGUGGGCGCGAUCAGGAUCGGGAUGAUCGAUAAUGAAUUUAUAAUUAAUCCUACAAGACGUCAAAUUCAAGAUAGUAUAUUAAAUAUGAUUAUCACUGCGACUAAACAUAAUUUAAUCAUUAUGUUAGAGGGUUCGGCCAAUGAGAUAUUGGAGCCGGAUCUGAGGAAGGCGAUAAAGCUUGGCGUAAAAGAAUGCCAGAGUAUUGUAAACGCGAUAGCAAACUUGCAGAAGAUGUACGGUAAAACGAAAAGAAAGAUCGAAACUAACGAACAAUUACAAGACAAUGAUUUGAUCAGUUCUGUGAAGGAACUUUCGGAGAUAAAAUUACGAGAUAUAUUUUCAAAUCAGGCCCAUGAUAAGAUUUCUAGGGACAAUGCGAUUAAUGAUCUUAGAAAUAAUGUUAUUGAAACAUUGAAGAAUGAUAAUGCAGAUUUGGAUGUUAAAUCGGCGGAAAAAAUAUUUGGAAAAAUUACCAAAGAUCUUUUCAGGACACUGAUCUUAGAGACAGACGUCAGAUGCGACGGUCGUCCAAUGGAUGGUAUACGCGAUAUAUCAUGUCAGGUAGAUCUUUUUAACCCUCUUCAUGGCUCGGCUGUGUUUCAACGGGGACAGACCCAGGUCAUGUGUACUGUGACUCUGGACUCUCUGGAAAGCGCGCUUAAGAUGGACCCCAUGUCAAUGCUAAUUAGUGGCGUGAAGGAAAAAAAUUUCUUUCUCCAUUACGAAUUUCCGCCCUAUGCAACUAAUGAAACAGGACACGUAGGUCGGAUAGGCCGCCGGGAGAUGGGACAUGGCGCCUUAGCGGAGAAAGCCUUGCGGCCGAUUCUUCCAAAGGACUAUCCGUUCACCAUAAGAUUAACUAGCGAGGUUUUGGAAUCAAACGGUUCUUCUUCAAUGGCUACCGUUUGUGGCGCAAGUUUAGCAUUGCUCGAUGCAGGCAUACCUAUAUCUUCAUCAGCAGCAGGUGUGGCCAUCGGUCUCGUGACUAAAUAUAAUGAAACUAACAUGGAUAUUGACAAUUAUAAGAUAUUGACCGACAUAUUGGGAAUCGAAGAUUAUUUCGGAGAUAUGGAUUUCAAAAUGGCAGGCACCAAGCGGGGAUUCACCGCAUUGCAGGCCGAUGUAAAGAUACCAGGAGUUCCACUAAAAAUCAUAAUGGAGUGCAUACAGCAAGCGACAAUUGCUAAACGGGAGAUCAUUAAAAUUAUGAACGAAGUAAUACGAACACCGCAACAAAAGAAAAAGGACAAGAUGCCAGUGGUUGAUAGUUUAGAGGUUCCUAUUCAUCAAAGAGGAAAGUUUCUCGGAAUCGGCGGGAUGAAUAUAAAGAAGAUAUUCUUGGAAACCGGAGUGCACAUAUUUCCACAAGACGAGAACACAUAUUCUAUAUUUGCGCCAAACGAAGAUGCCAUGACCGAAGCUAAGGAAAUGAUAGAAAAUAUUCUGCAGAAGGAUCGCGAGCCGACCUUAGAGUUUGGCGCCAUUUAUACCGCGAGGAUAGUAGAAAUACGAGAGAUUGGAGUUAUGGUGACGCUAUAUUCUAAUAUGGUGCCAGCAUUGUUACCUAAUUCUCAAUUAGAUCAACGCAAGAUUCAUCACCCUAGUGCUCUGGGACUUGAAGUUGGGCAGGAGAUACAAGUCAAGUACUUCGGACGAGACCCAGUGUCCGGACAGAUUAGGAUAUCGCGGAAAGUACUGCAAGAACCGAUCUCGAUCUCGAGAACUCUGCAUCGGGAUAAUGAUCGAGAAAGGAUGUGAAGCCCAUAAAUUAUUAUGUUUUAAACUGAAACACAUACAUUGUAAACUGUUUGGGUUGCGAGAAGAUGACGCUAUACAUUUUCCCGUUUAAAACUAUGAAUAUUUUUUGCAGAUUCCAACUGUAUAUAUCUGUUGAAUAUAACAUUUUUGUAUGAUGCCGUUGUUAAGAAUAGAAACAUAAAAAUACCGCGAUUAUAAAAUA
Formica exsecta is the source of this 2564-nucleotide messenger RNA. RefSeq names its product polyribonucleotide nucleotidyltransferase 1, mitochondrial (gene PNPase). Gene Ontology annotation, cellular component: cytosol; mitochondrion. The record is from RefSeq and is a predicted model, not a curated record. The transcript is spliced from 7 exons. Gene Ontology annotation, molecular function: polyribonucleotide nucleotidyltransferase activity; RNA binding; 3'-5'-RNA exonuclease activity. Gene Ontology annotation, biological process: mitochondrial RNA 3'-end processing; mitochondrial mRNA catabolic process. NCBI's taxonomy places the organism in Eukaryota, Metazoa, Arthropoda, Insecta, Hymenoptera, Formicidae. The coding region runs from base 35 to 2362 and encodes 775 amino acids.